AUGGCUGAAUUCACGUUUAGAUGGCCCAGCGGGCCGCACGAGGUCUUUGUUACCGGGGAUUUCGAUAACUGGAGCGGUAGCAUGCCGCUGGUUAAGUCACCUCGCGGUGACUUUGCGCUGACGUUGCCCAUCAAGGAAGGUCGACAUGACAGAUUCGAGUUCAAGUUCAUCGUCGACGGCGAGUGGAAGACUAGUGAGGACUACAAAACGGUCAGUACGAACGGCAACGAGAACAACUACUUGAUCGUGUCGUCGCUUGCUACGCAAGCCACGACUCAUGGGACGUCGCUGGGUAACGGAAAAAUUCCAGAGAUUGGUAUGAAUCUGGUCGCACCAGAGGUUGCCGCGCCGGUACUCGGCACUCAGGCACCCCAGAGAGCACAACCGGCGCCUGGAUCCAAGACCAAGAAGGGCAAGAAGAAGAAGGUGCAGGUCAAGCGCAGAAUCCGCAAGAACAAACACACCGGCGAGAAAACCAUCAUCUCCGAAGAACGCUCCGAAAUCACAUUCCCACCCGAUGCAGACUUCUACGAGACCGAAGAAACGGCGACCACGACCAACACCUCGCGCGAAAACACGCCUGCGUCUCUGGGCGCCGAGGGCGCCGCUCAGGCGGCGGCCGAAAGGCUCGAGAAUGAGAACCAGUUUUCCCAUACCGUGAUGCCUUCGUCCGAAAACCAGCAGCAAACGCUGAGUGAGCCCGGCAUUGCGAUUGUCCCCAACCCUCAAGAGAUCAAAGAGUUUUCGGAAGUCAGAGACGUAAACGCAAAAGAUUUGAACGCGAAACUCAAUGCCGAGAUGAAGGAAAAAGAGGGUGCCGAAGCCCGUGAGAAGGGCCAAGCAGACGCUAAGGCUGCUGCAGAAGCUGCUGUCGCUGCUGCAGUUAGUUCCAAUGCUACCGCUCCACAAUUGCUUGAUGGCCAACAGGACGCUGCAGCCCCUGUCACCAAGGACACUUCUGCUGCUGAAAAAGUGCCAUCUGUGAAGGAUCUGCCCUCUCCUGUGAUCAAACCCGUGCCAUCUGUGGAACGGGCCGAGACACCCGAGGCGCCCGUAAUUUUGAAAGAGCCUUUAGAACCUGUAGCGCCUGUUAAAUUGAAGGAGCCAGAAGAGCCAGCGGUACCAAUUGAACCAACCGCAUCCGAAGAAGUCGAUUCUGCAGCACCAGUGAAGUCGUUGGCGCUCGACGGUACAACCGAACCUGCGGCUUUGCCUCCUGUUGAGGACGGCUCAAAGGCCGAGCUUCUCAGCCCCGAGCAACAAGGACCAGUCCCGGUUGAAGGCGCGGUCGUUUCUUCGCCAACAGACGUUGUCGCACCUAAUGAGUCAGAGGAUGCUUUGAUAUUGAAAAAAGAUGCUGCUCCUGCUGUUACCGUGGGUGAGCAGGCUCCAGAAGUCGAAGAAGUGACUGACGUUGGAGAAACCGAUAAACCCCAAGAGACUGUAGAAGACGCUGUUGCUAAGAGCCAAAAGAAAGCCGUUGCUGAGAAGCCUCUUGUCGUAGAGGAAGUUGGAAUUAUCACAUCGCCCGAACAGGAAGAAGCGCUUAUUCAAAAGACUUUGGACCCAAAAGCGAAGGGCACGGAAGAGUUACUCAUUGUCGAGGGUAACAUUUCUCCAGAACAGCUUGCUGAAAUCCAAGCUGCUAGCGACAAAGCCGCUGACGCUGCUAUGCGCAACCACAUCCCAGAAACGAAGGUCGUUAGCGAUAAGGAGCUUAUCCAAGAGCUGGAAAGGGGAGGUAUUCUUCCUUCGUCCAAAUCUGAGCAGAAACCUGCUCAGAAACCGGAGCAGACGAAACCUGCUUCCACCCCCAUCAAAACCUCUUCUGCCCCAACCAAAGAAAAGGCAGCACAGAACACUACAAAGACCGAGGAAAAGAAGAAGAAGAAGAAGGGACUCUUUUCCAAAAUGAAGAAGCUGUUUUCUUAA
Messenger RNA from Lachancea mirantina, 1932 nucleotides. The record is from the annotation of a GenBank genome assembly. NCBI's taxonomy places the organism in Eukaryota, Fungi, Ascomycota, Saccharomycetes, Saccharomycetales, Saccharomycetaceae.